AUGAUGACGUGCCGUCUGCUGUGCGCCCUGUUGGUGCUCGCCCUGUCCUGCUGCCCGUCCGUGUGCGCGGCAGGGAGUGAAGAUAAAGCUGAGAAAGCUGGACAGGGUGCAACGCCCCAAGAUUCAUGGGGUUCAAGCGGUUCCGAUAAUCCAGGAGCAAAAGUCACGGAAGAUGAUGAGCACAGUUCAGAUAAUAAGCCAAUUCCUUCAGAGGGACCAUCGAAUACCGCUUCUGCUCCACCAACUCCAACAUCGGCAGGUACAGAAGGAACAAGUGGACUACCCACUUCGCAAGAUGGAGGAGGUGCGUCUGGUCAGCCAGGGGGAUCAGAAGAAAAUAACCUUUCACCAGGAUCAACAGGUGACUCCGAUAAGUCAGCUGUAAAGAAUCCGGAGCAUAAUAAAGAAGUGGCGCUAGUUGGUAAAGAAGUUAAUGAACAGGCACCAACCACGACAACCACCCGCGCACCGUCACGUCUUCGCGAAAUCGACGGCAGCCUCAGCAGCUCUGCGUGGGUGUGUGCCCCGCUGCUGCUCGCUGUAUCCGCGCUGUCGUACACCACUGUGGGCUGA
Messenger RNA from Trypanosoma cruzi, 573 nucleotides. RefSeq names its product mucin TcMUCII, putative. The record is from RefSeq and is a predicted model, not a curated record. Bases 1 to 573 code for a protein of 190 amino acids. The transcript has a single exon. Lineage: Eukaryota; Euglenozoa; Kinetoplastea; Trypanosomatida; Trypanosomatidae.